Messenger RNA from Colletotrichum chrysophilum, 546 nucleotides. RefSeq lists its product as uncharacterized. The coding region runs from base 1 to 546 and encodes 181 amino acids. Lineage: Eukaryota; Fungi; Ascomycota; Sordariomycetes; Glomerellales; Glomerellaceae. The record is from RefSeq and is a predicted model, not a curated record. Gene Ontology annotation, cellular component: cytoplasm. Gene Ontology annotation, biological process: ubiquitin-dependent protein catabolic process; protein deubiquitination. The transcript has 2 exons. Gene Ontology annotation, molecular function: cysteine-type deubiquitinase activity.
AUGCCCGCCGAAGGAGUCUACUUCAGCCCCAGCGGCAAAAAGACCUUCAUCCCCCUCGAAAACAACCCGGACGUCUUCACCCCGCUCAUCCACGACCUCGGCAUCUCCCCCUCGCUCGGCUUCUACGACGUCUACUCCCUCGACGAACCCGCUCUCUUGUCCCUCAUCCCCCGCCCCGCCCUCGCGCUCAUCUUCAUCACCCCCUCGCCCAUGUACCACCAGGUCCGCGCGCAGGACGGUACCCGCCUCGCGCACGACGGGGUCACAUACGCCGGCUCCGGCCCCGGCGAGCCCGUGACUUGGUUCCGCCAGACGAUCGGCAACGCGUGCGGACUCUACGCUCUGAUUCAUGCGGUGGCCAACGGGGAGGCGCGGGAGUUCGUAAGCAAGGGCAGUCUGAUGGAUCGGUUGUUGGAGAAGGCGGAGCCGUUGGGCUGGGAGGAGAGGGCGGCGGUGUUGUAUGAGAGCGAGGAGCUGGAGGAGGCGCAUAUGAAGGCGGCGAGAAGGGGGGAUACUGUUGUUGCGUUGGCGAAGAAGGAGGAGUGA